Messenger RNA from Punctularia strigosozonata HHB-11173 SS5, 1049 nucleotides. RefSeq names its product P-loop containing nucleoside triphosphate hydrolase protein. NCBI's taxonomy places the organism in Eukaryota, Fungi, Basidiomycota, Agaricomycetes, Corticiales, Punctulariaceae. The record is from RefSeq and is a predicted model, not a curated record. Bases 26 to 895 code for a protein of 289 amino acids. Gene Ontology annotation, biological process: DNA repair. The transcript has 5 exons. Gene Ontology annotation, molecular function: polynucleotide 3'-phosphatase activity; double-stranded DNA binding; ATP-dependent polydeoxyribonucleotide 5'-hydroxyl-kinase activity.
CGCCACGUUCAAAUCAGCUCCCCCUAUGGUCCUCAUCCUCGUCGGCCUCAUCGGCUCUGGUAAAUCCACAUUCGCCGAGGCACUGCAGCGCGAGCUCCCUUCUUUUGUUCGCUGCUCCCAAGAUGAGCUCGGGAACAGGAAAAAGGUCGAGCAGCUCGCGCGCGAGUCGUUAGCCCAGGGACGCUCGGUAUGCAUCGACAGGACGAACAUGGACGCGCAGCAACGAUCGACCUGGAUAGCCAUCGCGCGCGAGAAUCGCGUCGAGCCAUGGGUACUAUACUUCGACACCCCAUACGACUCUUGUCAACAACGUAUCCGAACACGCACCGACCACCCGACCAUCACAGACCCCGCCCAGGGUCUAUCCGUCCUCGCCCGCUUUCGCAACACCUACGAGCCACCCAACCCCCGUGAAGGUUACACGCGCUACCUUGCGCUCUCUCCCUCUCCCUCUAGGUCCUCCCCCUCCAGCACCAACCCAACCAACGCGCCCUCUCCUCGAGUGCACUCGCUCCCCUCCUACACGAAGCAGGACCUGCUCGCUAUCCUCUCCGUCCUCCAAAGCUCGCCCCCUCCGCUCAACCCGCAGACCAGCCUGGACCGCUACUUCGCUCCAAGAUCAGGUCCUCACGCCCACGCCCACUCCAACCGCGGCGGCGACCACCCUCGAGCUCGGCCUCGCGGGGGCGGCCGGGGGUCACCGUACGCGUCCCGAUCGCGAGGACGGCCCACGACAUACGAUGGCUCGGGCCGCGGGCGAGGGCGAGGGCGAGGUGGGGCGCCGUAUGGGACGCCGUAUGACCGACCUCAGGAGUCGGACACGGGUUGGCGGCGCGGUGCCAGUAUCGGGAGCAGAGCCGGAGCGCCGUCCCGAAACGGCGCCGGUGUCGUCUGAGAACACGCAUGGGCAUCCCCCACCGCCCGCGAAUGAUAGCGCUCAUGGUCAGUCGCUGGGUCAUGGCUCGCGGGACGAACCCAUCGAACUAUCUUGAAUCAAUUCCUCCAUAUGCUCGGACACACCGGCCCCUCAGAAGUGGCGGUGUAUUCAU